AUAAUGAUAAACUUUAGUGAUCCCUAGCCAUAUCGCUUACGUAUUCACACGAAAUGCUAACGGUCAGUUUAACUGGGUUAAAUAUAAUCGUCGGAAAAUGAGCAAAGACGACGCUUUCUAAACGUCGGCAAAGAUAAGACGAAGCCCGCGACCACGGCCCCUUUCAAAAACGUCGCAAGGCCUUUUCCCGGCGUUUUUCUUUUGUUCCGGCCCUAACGUGAUUCCAUUCCCAUUACCUCACAGUACUCUCCCUCACUCAACUCCUACCACUGUGGAAAGGAAGCAGCCUGGUUUUGAAGCCCGAGAUGGACCAAUUCUCAACAUCAGGUUUCUCCCUCUCUCUCUCUCAGGAAACAGUCAUGGUUUUGGUGUUCCUGUGAGUUGAUCGGCGAUUUGAGGGGUUGGGUUGCUGGGGUGAUUGUGGGUUGAGGACACGAAGGCAAAAGGAUGGAGGAGAUCACGGAGGCAACAAGGGAGGAGAGAUUCAGAACCCCGAGGCUCUUCAUCAGAGAAAUGGUCCUCCGGAACUUCAAAUCUUACUCUGGUGAGCAACGCGUUGGCCCCUUCCACAAGAGUUUUUCGGCCGUGGUUGGUCCGAAUGGCAGUGGGAAAAGCAAUGUGAUUGAUGCUAUGUUAUUUGUAUUCGGGAAGCGAGCCAAACAGAUGCGUCUUAACAAAGUUUCAGAGCUUAUCCACAAUUCUACUAAUCACCAGAAUCUGGACAGUGCUAGUGUAUCCGUUCACUUUCAGGAGAUCAUUGAUUUGGAUGAGGGGACCUAUGAAGCUCUUCCUGGAAGUGAUUUUGUGAUAACACGCAUUGCGUUCAGAGAUAACUCUUCUAAAUACUACAUCAACGACCGUCCAAGUAACUUCACAGAGGUUACCAAUAAGCUGAAAGGGAAAGGAGUGGACUUGGACAAUAAUCGUUUUCUGAUACUUCAGGGUGAAGUUGAGCAGAUCUCAUUGAUGAAGCCAAAGGCUCAAGGACCACAUGAUGAAGGUUUUCUUGAAUAUCUGGAGGACAUAAUUGGAACUAACAAAUAUGUUGAAAAGAUUGAUGGGUCAUAUAAGGAGCUAGAAGCUCUUAAUGAGAAAAGGUCUGGGGUGGUGCAAAUGGUUAAAUUAGCAGAGAAAGAAAGAGAUAGCUUGGAGAGAGUAAAAAAUGAAGCAGAAGCCUACAUGUUGAAGAAGUUGUCACUGUUGAAGUGGCAAGAAAAAGCCACAAAACUGGGUUCUGAAUACACUAGUGCUCAAAUGGUGGGAAAGCAAGAAAAGGUGUCUAUCUUGGAUGAAUAUCUGAAAACGAAAAGGGAGGAGAUUCGGAAAUGUAAUAAGGAAUUGAAGGAGCGGGAGGCUUUUCACACGAAGCUUAUGGCAAAAGUAGAGGAACUUGAUAGUGGACUGAGAUGUUGUAGGGAGGAGUUCCAAGAGUUUAACAGGUUGGAUGUUAAAUAUAAAGAAGAUGAAAAACACAAGAAUCGAAAGAUUAAGAAGCUCGAUGAGAAAAUUGAGAAGGAUUCAUCGAAGAUUGAUGACAUCACAAAGGACUGUGCAGAUUCAACAAAUAUGUUUCCACAACUGGAGGAAGAUAUUCCUAAGCUGCAAAAUCUUUUGUCGGAGCAGGAGAAAGUCUUAGAGGAAAUUAAGGAGAACUCUAAAGUUGAAAUUGAGAUGUUCCGCGAUGAGCUUGCAAAUGUCCGUGCAGAACUAGAACCUUGGAGGGACCAGUUGAUUGAGCACAAGGGAAAACUUGAAGUUGCAUGUACUGAAAGUAGACUUUUGAAUGAGAAGCAUAGAGCUGGUUUUGCCGCUUAUGAGUUUGCUCAAAAGAAGAUGAACAACAUACAGAGCACAAUUGGAACAAAGACUUUAGGUAUCACAAGCAUCCAAAAUGAACUAGAGAAAAUCAGGGUCGAUGCAUUGGAAGCUCGUAAAAUGGAAGAAGAUUGUCUCAAAGAACAAGAAGCUUUAAUUCCUCUUGAACAAGCUGCACGGCUAAAGGUCUCAGAGCUUUCAUCUCUCAUGGAAUGUGAAAAGAGCCAGGGAUCUGUGUUGAAAGCAAUAUUGCAAGCAAAAGAAACGAAUGAGUUAAAGGGCAUUUGUGGUCGAAUGGGUGACUUAGGUGCUAUUGAUGCAAAGUAUGAUGUGGCCAUAUCAACAGCUUGUGCUGGGCUUGAUUAUAUUGUUGUCGAGACAACUAGUGGAGCUCAAGCAUGUGUGGAGUUUCUCCGAAGGAGAAACCUUGGUGUUGCUACCUUCAUGAUUUUGGAGAAACAAGUUGGUCAUUUAACUAGAUUGAAGGAUAAAGUAAGCCCUCCAGAGGGAGUUCCUCGCCUUUACGAUUUAAUAAGAGUUCGAGAUGAGAGAAUGAAACUUGCUUUUUUCGCAGCAUUGGGGAACACUGUUGUAGCCCAAGAUAUUGAUCAGGCAACUCGUAUCGCAUAUGGUGGAAACAAAGAAUUUCGGCGUGUAGUAACACUUGAUGGAUCUUUAUUCGAAAGAUCUGGAACUAUGAGUGGUGGGGGAAGCAAGCCACGUGGUGGUAAGAUGGGUAUAGCUAUCCGUGCCACCAGUGUUUCUACAGAAGCUAUUGCAGAUGCUGAGAAUGAGCUUGCUGAAAUGAUUGCAAAAUCAAGUAAAAUAACUCAGAACAUAGCUGAUGCUGUGAGGCGCUACCAGGACUCGGAAUUUAGAGUUUCACGUUUGGAGAUGGAAUUAGCCAAAAACCAGAAAGAGAUUGACAGUUUGAAAACAGAGCAUGGUUAUCUUGAAAAACACCUUGAUUCCUUGAAGGUUGCAUCAGAGCCAAACAAAGACGAGCUUGAUAGGCUAGAGGAACUCAGGAAAAUUAUAUCUGCAGAAGAGAAUGAGAUUGAUAGGCUCACACAAGGUUCAAAACAGCUAAACGAGAAGGCUUUGGAGCUUCAGAAUAAAAUAGAGAAUGCAGGUGGCGAAAGAUUGAAAAACCAGAAGUCAAAGGUCACCAAGAUUCAGACUGAGAUUGAUAAAAGCAGCACAGAGAUCAAUCGUCACAAAUUUCAGAUACGAAGGGGUCAAGAGAUGAUUAAGAAACUAACAAAGGGGAUUGAGGAAUCAAAGAAGGAGAAAGAACAGCUUGUUGGAGAAAAAGAGAAGUUGCUUUUGACUUCCAACGAAACAACACAGAAGGCUGUUACAGUUCAAGAGACCUAUGAGAAAAUGCUGGAGGUUAUUGAUCAUCAUAAAGACGUACUGGAUAAGGCGAAAACUGAUUAUGAAGAACAGAAGAAAACUUUUGAUGAGUUGCGGGCAUCUGAGGUUGAUGCCGACUAUGAGUUACAAGAGUUGAAGAAGGACUACAAGGAGUUGGAAAUGAAGGGAAGAGGAUACAAGAAAAGGCUCGGUGAUUUGCGUAUUGAUUUCAUGAAACAUAUGGAACAAAUUCAGAACUAUUUAGCGGACCAAGAAAAGCUGCAAGCAAUGCUGACAGAACAUACUCUUGCUGAGUCUUGUGACUUAAAAAGGGCCCUUGAAAUUGUGGCGCUGCUUGAAGCACAAUUUGAAGAGAUGAACCCAUAUCUUGAAUCGAUCUCAGAAUACCGGAGGAAAGUUUCCCUGUACAAUGGACGAGUGGAAGAUCUCAACUUAGUGACCCAACAGCGUGAUGAUAUGAAGAAACAAUACGAUAACUGGAGAAAGAAAAGGUUAGAUGAGUUCAUGGAAGGAUUUAACACAAUUUCUCUGAAGCUGAAAGAAAUGUAUCAGAUGAUCACCCUCGGUGGUGACGCGGAACUUGAGUUAGUGGACUCUUUGGAUCCUUUCUCUGAAGGUGUUGUUUUCAGUGUAAGACCACCUAAAAAAAGCUGGAAGAAUAUUGCUAACUUAUCAGGUGGAGAAAAGACACUCAGCUCAUUAGCUUUUGUUUUUGCACUCCACCACUACAAACCUACCCCUAUUUAUGUCAUGGAUGAGAUCGAUGCCGCUCUUGACUUUAAGAAUGUUUCAAUCGUGGGACAUUAUCUGAAGAACCGUACGAAGGAUGCACAAUUCAUAAUUAUAAGCCUUAGGAACAACAUGUUUGAGUUAGCAGAUCGACUUGUUGGGAUCUACAAGACUGAUUAUUGCACUAGGAGCAUUACCAUUAACCCAGGAAGUUUUGCUGUUUGUGAAAAAGCACCUGCUUAGGGAGGCAUUCGUACGAUAUCCACUCACUCUUCCGUCCCAAUCAUUGGAGUCUCGACAAUGCCUGGAGCUUGUGAACAACAUUUUGUUAUAUAUCGAAUGUCGUGAUACGCAUUCUGUCGUCUAACUAUUCGCUCAGGGAUGACUGAUGAACAUAAUCAAGAAAUCUUUCUUUGUUCGUUUUGCACAGGUACUAAUUCUCUCACUGUUCAGCAGGAUUCGUUUGUUGCAGUCUGUCGUUUUCUUCACUGAGCAUUUAUUAUCCCCCAUGUCGAUUCAUCGUGACAACAUAUCGGCUUUUUAUGGAUCAUUCUGGUGUCUUUGUUAUGAA
Messenger RNA from Rhododendron vialii, 4492 nucleotides. Its product is annotated as structural maintenance of chromosomes protein 4-like. Gene Ontology annotation, biological process: mitotic chromosome condensation. The coding region runs from base 448 to 4164 and encodes 1238 amino acids. Gene Ontology annotation, molecular function: ATP hydrolysis activity; ATP binding; protein binding. Gene Ontology annotation, cellular component: chromosome. The record is from RefSeq and is a predicted model, not a curated record. The transcript has 28 exons. Lineage: Eukaryota; Viridiplantae; Streptophyta; Magnoliopsida; Ericales; Ericaceae.